AAUACAUUUUAUGAAGAUAAAUUAGUUAGCCCUGUAAUGUUUUAUUUAGUUUUCAAUAAUUCGCUAACUACAAAAAUUAAGGAUGCGAUUUAUUCCGUUUAUGGUGCAGCUCUUUUAGACCGACCUGGUCAGAAUCCUACACCAAAGAAUAUUCAAGAAUGGAAAGAGUCUGCUAAAACAAGUCACGCAUAUAAAUUGCUCCAUAGAAAAAUUGAUCCUAAUGUGCCUCAUACCUAUUUUAAUCGGAUCCUUUCGCGCAUAUGGCCUAAUAGUUCCACUAAUAUGCAAUUAGUAUACACUUUGACU
Messenger RNA from Dentiscutata erythropus, 306 nucleotides. NCBI's taxonomy places the organism in Eukaryota, Fungi, Glomeromycota, Glomeromycetes, Diversisporales, Gigasporaceae. The record is from the annotation of a GenBank genome assembly.